CGUGGCCGUGGCUCCUCCCACAGGCUAGUCAGUCCACUACUGCUAACUGAACUGCGGAACCACUGCUCGGACGCGAUUCCGUUGCACGCUUUUGGCUUUUCCUUUACAUUUCUUUUUUAUUUUCAUUUCAACAGAAUAGCAAUGAAGUGCAGUGUUAACACUAAGGCCUUUUUAGCAGACUAUCAACGGCAGCCGAAAUAGCUAAGAAGUCGCAAGUUGGCAGUCAAAGUUGAUGUUAGCUAGUUGCGUAGUUUGACAGCUAACUAAGUAAGCUAGGCUCGUUGGUAUUCGACGUCAGAUUCAAAACAAAGCCCGCAAAACCAAGAGACGCACCGCUGUCAACUCCAGAUUAGUCCGUUAACCUUCAAGCUAGCCUCGUAAAACGACAUUUGGGUUAUUCUAUCGGUAAUUUGGACCUCAAGUUGAUGUCGAAUGAAAAUAAUUUAGCCGUCGAAUUUAGCUGAAGUUGAAGAAGCCGUGGUCAGCGAACCCAGCUGCUGGAGCCUUUAGCUUGAUCAUAACGUCAAGUCGGAUAAAGUCAUUCUCGAAUUUGUUUGAUAGUUUUGGAAUUCAAUGUCUGAAAAGAGUUCAUCGUCAGGUUCGGAUGAGGAUAUCGACCCGGAAUCCGGACAGCCCUUGGAGUUCGGAGGCGUGUUAAGCAAAUGGACAAACUACAUCCAUGGAUGGCAGGACCGCUGGGUUGUGUUGAAAAACAAUACUUUGAGUUACUACAAGUCGGAGGAUGAGCGAGAGUAUGGCUGCAGGGGCUCCCUGUGCCUGAGCAAGGCUGUCAUCACACCUCACGAGUUUGACGAGUGUCGUUUUGACAUCAGCGUGAAUGACAGCGUCUGGUACCUCAGAGCAGAGGAUCCCGAACACAGACAACGCUGGAUCGAGUCCAUAGAGCUGCACAGGGCCGAGUCUGGAUAUGGUUCAGAAUCAAGCCUGAGGCGUCAUGGUUCCAUGUUGUCCCUCACCUCAGCAGCGAGUGCCUUGUCCUCCACAUCCACAUCCUCUUUCAAGAAGGGGUACAGGUUGCGUGAGAAGCUGGCAGAAAUGGAAACCUUCCGGGACAUUCUGUGCAGACAGGUGGACACCCUUCAGAAGUAUUUUGACUCCUGUGCUGAUGUGGUUUCCAAAGAUGAAUUUCAGAGAGACGGAGAAGAGGAUGAAGAUGAAUUUCUCACCCCUACAAGACCCGACGGAGAAAACAACAAUGGCAGCAAAGAGAAAUGUGAGUCCACCGUGUUUUCCUCUGCUAAUCCCAAAGGCAUCAAUGGGAUUGACUUUAAGGGGGAAGCCAUCACCUUCAAGGCCACCACAGCAGGCAUCCUCUCCACUUUGUCCCACUGCAUUGAGCUGAUGGUCAAACGUGAAGACAGCUGGCAGAAGAGGCUGGACAGGGAGCUGGAGAAACGGAGGAGGGUGGAGGAUGCCUACAAGUCCGCUAUGAAUGAACUAAAGAAGAAGUCACACUAUGGAGGCCCAGACUACGAGGAGGGACCUAACAGUUUAAUUAACGAAGAUGAAUUUUAUGAUGCUGUAGAAGCCGAACUAGAUCGACAGGACAAGAUAGAGGAACAAUGCCACUCUGAAAAGGUCAGGAAACCUUACUUAAGUCCAGUUCCACCUGGUGAUGCCUUUUCCGUCAUUGGUACACAUAGAUUUGCCAACAAGCCCCAUAGCUAUUGUUCUUCCCUGUCCUCCGUUGAGUUAGUCAGCGCGUCGGAUGAAAUUCACAGAUUCAGCGUUCAGGUGGAGGAGAUGGUGCAGAAUCAUAUGACUUACUCUCUUCAGGACGUGGGUGGUGAUGCCAACUGGCAGCUGGUAAUAGAAGAAGGGGAUAUGAAGGUUUACAGAAGGGAAGUGGAAGAAAACGGGAUCGUUCUGGACCCCCUCAAAGCUACUCAUGCUGUCAAAGGGGUGACGGGCCACGAGGUCUGUCACUACUUCUGGGACACAGAUUUCCGAAUGGACUGGGAAUCCACCAUCGAGAACUUCAACGUUGUGGAAACACUCUCCGAUAAUGCCAUCAUUGUUUACCAGACACACAAGAGAGUAUGGCCGGCCUCUCAGAGGGACGUCCUCUACCUGUCGGCCAUCAGGAAGGUUCACGCGACAAAUGAAAACGAUCCCGACACGUGGCUGGUCUGCAACUUCUCUGUGGAACACGACAAGGCUCUUCCCACAAACCGCUGUGUUCGUGCCAAAAUCAACGUCGCCAUGAUCUGCCAAACACUGGUCAGCCCACCAGAGGGCGAUAGAGAGAUCAGCAGGGACAACAUCCUCUGUAAAAUCACUUAUGUUGCCAAUGUAAACCCUGGAGGCUGGGCUCCGGCCUCCGUCCUCAGAGCCGUGGCCAAGAGAGAGUACCCCAAGUUUCUCAAACGCUUCACCACCUACGUUCAGGAGAAAACCGCCGGGAAGCCCAUCCUUUUCUGAACACCGUCAGCUCUUUUUUGUUUCAGGCUUUUCCACUGCUGGGAUGAUCCAGAAGAGGCUCUGGAGGACUAUCACUCACCUCUGGUGUAGAAAUAUGCUCUCUUACAUGUAGACCUCCAUGCUCCAGAGCUGCAGAACCACGAGACUGUAGCUUUAUUGCAUUAGUAGUUGGAAUGGCCCGACGCCAUCAGAAGCCAAGAAAAUCCCUUUUCAUGUCAUUUCAAAAGUUCCCAAAGCGGUUUUUAAAAAUCAUUAGCUUUUUUCCCAUUUGUACAUUUCUGAUAUUCGUAAGAUUCUUGAUGUUUCAGAGGUUUGCUUUAAUCACUAGUAUUACAGCUACUUGUUUUGCUGCUGCUAAACCACCACAAUGGAGAACAGUAGAUCUUUCCAGCAACAACCCUAACGAGAUGUGGAACUUCCUCGUCUCCGUCUCCUCUUGUGUUUACGCUUCCCUCUUAGACGGAAGUCAGAGCUUUGGAAUUCCUUCUCGUGCUGAUGUAGCUUUCAGAGAGCACCACGGACACCAUGUAUUGUACAGAGAAAAUUGACUCCACUGUUGUGAGAAAUGUGAAAUGACUGUUGAACUUGAUGACAGCACUGGGCUGGAGGAAACGAGGAGAACCAGCAGGUUAACCCUUUUCUACACUGAUGUUAACCUGCAGCUGUCUGUCUUUAUCGAUUAGACUGAUAUUUGUAACUGAUCAGCCAUAGUGUCUGGAAUGAAGAUCCUUCUGAGAGAUGAGUAGAUACACUAGACAACCACAAUUUUUGAUUUGUUUUUUUUUUCUCUUUUUCAGCCCACAUGUGGCAAAAAACAAUUUUUUUGUCUUGUUUUUGUAAGUAAAGAAUGUAAUCGUCAUAGAAUUUACAUUUCACUCGCAGCACUACAAUGCAGUGGCCUCCUGCCGUUCGGCUGAUUAAAAACCCCCAGAAUGCCUUAGACGCCAGGAUGCACCUUUUUAAAAGUCCUGGUUUUCUCUACCAGAUGUGCAUUUAUCAGCACUGAACUGAAGCCAGAGGGGGGCGGGGCUUAAGUCGACAUUUCACAUCAUCUGAGACUGUAUUUAGUACCAUCAGAACCAAAUUCUGCUUCACACUUUCAGUCCAAGAGGUCAUUGGUUUGCAUUUUGUGUUUUUUGUUUUUGUCAGCUAAAGAAUGCAGUUUGUGUUUUUAAAUCGUAUUUUGUCAGUGAACCUCAUGUUUUGUAUAUUUCUAAGCUGUAUAAGUUGUACAUCAAGAAGUGUUAUUAUUUGCACUAAAUUUAAUGCAAUUUGACAAUGUUCUGUAAAUUAAAAUUGUUACACAACAGAA
Oryzias melastigma (Indian medaka) is the source of this 3754-nucleotide messenger RNA. It is a transcript of the gene cert1, whose product is annotated as ceramide transporter 1. Lineage: Eukaryota; Metazoa; Chordata; Actinopteri; Beloniformes; Adrianichthyidae. The coding region runs from base 574 to 2442 and encodes 622 amino acids. The transcript has 18 exons. Gene Ontology annotation, molecular function: phosphatidylinositol-4-phosphate binding. The record is from RefSeq and is a predicted model, not a curated record. Gene Ontology annotation, biological process: ER to Golgi ceramide transport. Gene Ontology annotation, cellular component: Golgi apparatus.